GAGGUCACUAAUGCGCCCAAAAUCAAAUAACGAAUCGCGGUAAAGUUUAGAAUUGUGGAAGUUCGCCGAUGUCGAGGAUCGUAGCUGUUAAAGAUGGUUUGCUUUCGUUUCUCCCUUGUUCGCAGUGAUUUUCUAAAUCUAAUACCAUUUUAUGUAGCACUUGCGACUCUUUUCGCUCAACCGUGGCUAUCGUAUUGUUAUUACAACAGGAACUCGAACUCCAACGUGUCGAAGCCGGUAUUUUCCACGCCUGAAGAAUGUGCACGAACAUGCGUCGAUGGCGAACCACCUAAAUAUUGUUACUACCACUUUCAUAUUGAAUUCUACACAGUAUAUGGACCUGCCUGUGACAAACAAGCACAAAUGGAUCAAUGUGUCCUCGCUGACAUGGUUGAAAGAACAUUCACAUCCAUUAAUCGUCAAUUACCAGGACCUAUAAUUGAGGUGUGUAAGGGUGAUUACAUUAUAGUCGACGUGGAGAAUGCUACUCCAGGUACCGAAAUUACGAUACAUUGGCAUGGACUCUUUCAAAAUGGUUAUCAAUAUUACGAUGGCGUACCUUAUGUCACACAAUGUCCAAUUCCAUCUUCAUCGACAUUUAGGUAUCAAUUCCAAUUACAAAACGCUGGAACGCAUUUCUACCAUUCCCACAUAUCGACGUUUAUGUCAGACGGCCAAUACGGAGCUUUGAUCGGUAAAGAUCCAAAGGACCCUCACCGGAGAUUAUACGAUGUGGACAAAUACAUAGUACUUUUAAGCGAUUGGUUCCAUUCAUUAUCGCUCGAACGGUAUCCUGGUUUUUACAGACAUGAUCUAGGACAAGAUGCACAAAACAUACUUAUAAACGGCAGGGGAAAGUGGACGGAUCCGGUUACCAAACAAACCAACAAGGCACCCUUGACGGUGUUCGAAGUUGAGCAAGGGAAACGAUACAGGUUUCGCAUAAUUAAUUCGUUUAGCACGGUGUGUUUAGCGGAAUACAGAAUCGAGAACCAUAAUUGUACGGUAAUCGCUCAGGAUGGUGCGAACGUCAAACCUACAGUAGUGGACGCAGCAAUUACAUCAGCAGGUGAACGACUGGAUUGCGUAAUACACGCGGAUCAGAAGCCGAGAUCUUACUGGAUACAAGUACGCGGUCUCGGGGAAUGCGCGGAGAAAAAGGUUCAGCAAUUCGCCAUUUUAAAAUACAAGGGUGCCCUUGAAACUCCACCGACGCCUCAACCCUCGUUCGACAACCCGCCAAAAGGUAUUAUGUAUAAUCCGUUGGACGGAUCCAAUUGCGGUACACGUGACACGAGCAAUUCAGUAUGCGUCAAUCAAUUGGAAAGCUUGGAAGACGAAUCUGAAAUCUUACAAUACGAGCCAGAUGAAUUUUACAUAUUGGACUUUUGGUUUUACAAUUACACUGACUACGGCGACAGAAAUUUAUUUCAAAAAAAAGAUUCAUACCCCACCUAUUUCAGUGCAAACGAUCGUUCUCAGCUUACUUCAAUGUUCAACGAUGUUACAUAUUUAUCGUCAUCUUCGCCUCUAAUUUCGGACAGAAGAAGUUAUGAAACUAUAUGCAAGCCCAACCAAUUGAGCAAUUGUGUCGAACCUUGUGUGUGCACUCAAGUUAUUCAUACACAACUUGGAAACGUCGUUGAAUUGUUAAUAUACGACCGAAUACCACAGGCGGACCUCCAUCAUCCGUUCCACAUACAUGGUUAUGAAUUUAAAGUUCUUUACAUUGGACAGUUUACGGAUGGUAGAAACAUAUCACAAACAGAUGUAGAUAACGUAAUAAUGGAACAUCAACAACGUCUUAAACAGGGAGUGUACAAAAAUCCGCCUGGUAAAGACACUGUUAAAAUUCCAGUGGGCGGAUACGCAUUUCUACGUUUCAAAGCUGAUAACCCAGGAUGGUGGUUACUUCAUUGCCACUUCACCUGGCAUCAUGUCACAGGAAUGGAAUUGGUUAUCCACGUAGGAGACAGGAGAGAUUUACCGAGAGUACCAAGUGAUUUUCCGGAAUGUAGCAAUUGGAAACCACCAUUUCAAAGUUUGAACGACUUUUAUGGUGAUAGACAUCGGCAAUGUUAGUACUUCGUCGAUGUCAUACUAAAUGAAAUGUAUACCAUGAAACUAUAAAUAUGUACAUAUAAUGUGUGUUAAAAAAAUAUAUCAUGUUUUUAAAGCA
Molecule: messenger RNA, 2179 nt
Organism: Hylaeus anthracinus
Lineage: Eukaryota; Metazoa; Arthropoda; Insecta; Hymenoptera; Colletidae
Exons: 11
Coding region: 94-2082 (662 amino acids)
Biological process (GO): iron ion transport
Cellular component (GO): plasma membrane
Molecular function (GO): oxidoreductase activity; copper ion binding
Source: RefSeq, a predicted model, not a curated record